UGUUCAAUAUUUAUUUUUUAUAAAAGUUUUGUAAUAAUUUAAAAAUAAACUUCAUACUUUAUUAAAAAAAAUAUAUUUAAUAAAAUUGAUAGAAAACUCGAACCGAAAAACUUGUCCCCUAAAGUAGGCAUGGUAGCUUGAUAAAGUAAUUGAUCAAUCUAUAUUGUUUAUAAGCACUUUAAGACUUGUAUGUAUUGAUUUUUAUUUUGAAUGAAAUAUCUGAAAAUAGAAAAAAAUUACUCUCUGCAAACUGGAAAACAAGGGCUUGACAUUUGCUGAUUACAAAAGUUCUUGAGACUUUGAUGUAGGUUACUUAUGAAGAAAUAUUAAGCCGUUUGUGCACAUGAAAUAUAAUUCAAUAUACCAAAAUUCAAAGUCAAUAUCUUUUUAUUACCUCUUCAACUUAUUUUUAAGUAAAUUACCUAAUAGGGUACCGUAAAUUCAUCUUUCAGAUUUGAAACUAAACUUCCUGAUCUCUCAAAAAUGAUUGGAUGAGGGUUUCAGUAUAAAUUAAACUAGAAAUUUCUUGAUUGUAGUUGUAACAUUAAUUUUUUCCUACGAAGUAUGGAUGGUAAACUUAUUCUAUUUCUUUCGGUGAUUUCGGGAUCCUUGGCCAGUCAUUUCCGAGGUGGUACUAUAAGUUGGCAACCAACAGGUUUUGAAAACCAGGUGAAAUUUUCGUUUAAACUGGGGUGGUACUAUGGGACAGGACCAGGAUGUAACCCUAAUAACAUCGGUAACUUGACCACGGGAGGGACUUACGACUACUGGAGGUGUACCAGCGGGUGUGGAGGUACGCCCAAUAUGAACGACAUCAACUAUGUGUGUACGGGAGCUAGCAUUGAAGAUCUAUGGGAGCAGGGAGAGAGGGACUUCAUUUACAAUUUUACCGGAGUUGGACCUUUCACCGUAUCAUACAGCGGCUGCUGUUGGAUUUACUUGAAUUAUGGUUCCUCCAGCUCUUGGAACAUUGAAACAACUGUUUACUUGGCGUCUAGGAGCGACAUAAACCGACCAAACUCGAGCCCCAUCACUGCAGGACAACCAAUGUAUAUCGUGCGGUACGGAACGCGGGUGGUGCUAACGAUACCUAUGGUGGACAGUGACGGGGAUACGAUUCGAUGCCGGUGGGCGACUGGGAAUGAGUGUGUUUCUGUGUGUAACAGUCUUCCACUGGCAACGCUUGACUCUGAUACAUGUACAAUUACGUUCAACGCCACCCACGCACUGAAUGGAAUGUACGCCGUGGCUUUAUCCAUCGAAGACUUUCCCAAAACGAACAUCCUCAUAGGAAGCAAGCUAUAUACUCCAAACGACCCGAUCUCAAUAGUCCCACUGCAGUUUUUAAUAAACACCGUUAACUUGGACGCGUCCUCCGGUGCCCCGCCAGUGUUUGUGAACGACACUCCCCCGGCAGGAAGCGCCCUGGAGGUCAAAUUGCCACAAACUAUUUCAAUUUCGUUUUAUGCUUACAGCAAUCAGACAAUUUCCCGAAUUGACCUUACAUCGCCAGCAGGAAUGACCUACUCUGACCUUCAGCGGGACUUUUCCCGCCAGGAUGUAUCCUUCAUCACGACCUCAUGGACACCGACAGAGGAGCAGAUUGGUUCUCAUAUCCUGUGUGCUACCGCAGUGGACUCAAUGGGGUCAACUAGCAACUACCACUGUCUGUCGAUACGUGUUUCUGAGGUGAGUCCAUGUGACAGUAGCCCGUGCCCUAACAACAUGACCUGUGUACGAGAUGGCGCUAACUACACGUGCCAAUGUAUGGCUGGAUUUACUGGACUAAACUGCGAAAAUGACAUCAAUGAAUGUGCCGGUGAUCCGUGUGAAAAUGACGGGACCUGCAAUGACAUCAUCAAUGGAUAUUAUUGUACCUGUGUGAAUGGCUUUACUGGCCUAAGCUGUGAAACGGAUAUUGACGAAUGUGCAAGUUCUCCCUGCCUUAAUGGAGGAUUCUGUACCGAUGAGUUGAAUGGCUUUAACUGCACGUGUCCAGCAGGGACAUCCGGGACUCUGUGUGAAAUUAAUAUCAAUGAAUGUGCAAGCUCUCCUUGUGAAAAUGGCGGACAUUGUCGUGAUUGGAUUAAUUCGUUUACGUGUGCUUGUGUAAAUGGAUUUACGGGGACACUAUGCGAGACAGAAAUCAACGAAUGUGCAAGUUUCCCAUGUAAAAAUGGAGGCACGUGCAGAGACCUUGUAAAUGGAUUCAUGUGCACUUGUCCCCAUGGAUUAUCGGGCCCGUCGUGUGAAAUUGGUAUUUGGUGUUCUAGUUAUCCAUGUCAAAAUGGUGGCACAUGCGUUGAUAUAUCAAAUGGAUUCACGUGCAUUUGCCCCGCGGGAAUGUCUGGAACAUUGUGUGAAACAAACAUCAACGAAUGUGCAAGUUUCCCCUGUCAAAAUGGAGGCACGUGCAGAGACUUUGUAAAUGGAUUUACGUGCUCUUGUCCCCCGGGGACAUCGGGACCCUUGUGUGAAAUCAGCAAUGAUUGGUGCUCUAGUUAUCCAUGUCAAAAUGGUGGCACGUGCACGAAUUUCUUGAAUGGAUUCACGUGUACUUGCCCGACGGGGACAUCAGGACAGUUGUGCGAAAUAAAUUACGAUGAAUGCGCAAGCAAACCUUGUCAAAACAAUGGUACAUGUUCAGACCUCAUCAAUGGAUUUCAGUGCUGGUGUCCAGUUGGAUUUGGAGGGGUAAUCUGUGACGUAACGAUAGAUCGGGACGUAUGUUCCACUGAUCCAUGUUCAGCGAUGUACAGUUGUAAACCCGAUCAACUCUCCUACUCUUGUGAACCAAGUGCCGCCAUGUACGCCUUGAUUGCGUCAGCAGUAGCGUCAUCAGCAGGAAUCGCGGCUUUUGUGGCAUUCAGACUGCUGCGACCUUCUUAUAAAGUUGUGGACCACUCUUGGUUAUCAAGUUACACAGACGUACGUAAACCGGAUAGCCAACCAAAACAAGUAUUCACGUUACAGAACAACAAACCUUCAUUUGCAUGAAAACCAACACUACUGUGAUGUUCAAACUUUCUAUUGUACUCUAGCAUAUAAUUAAAGGCUUUAUGAAUCGAUUGUAUAAAUGUGUAAUGAAAACUAUUUCCUUUAUUAUCUUAAAUCAUUCAACCAGUACACAACCAGACCAUACACCAACAAGUUAACCGAAGGUUUACGCAAUUAAUGUGGUUAAAAAAUCUCCAAUAAAACGUUAUUCCGUCCAAAUUGUUUACAUGUAUAUCAUUGAAUGAUUAAGAACCCCAUCAGUUGCAUGACCACAUACAUGCAGAGGACAGAAAUGCACAUAAAAAUCACGUACAUUAAAAAUAAAAUAUGAUAUAAAGUUUUCCGAGACCAUAAGUGACAGGUACAUUAGAAAUUAAGAUGAAAAAAGGAGAUUUAAUUCAGAGUAUUAUGAUAUGAUAAACUGUUGAAAUAACGAGACAUACAAUAACCAAUUAAAAAUUGCAGUAGUUCUUUUUGUUGGACUUUGCAUAGGAUCCACAGACCAUUAUAUCUGAUUCAUUUGAAAUAAAGCUCUAUAUUUUUGUU
Messenger RNA from Magallana angulata, 3543 nucleotides. Its product is annotated as sushi, nidogen and EGF-like domain-containing protein 1. Gene Ontology annotation, molecular function: calcium ion binding. NCBI's taxonomy places the organism in Eukaryota, Metazoa, Mollusca, Bivalvia, Ostreida, Ostreidae. The record is from RefSeq and is a predicted model, not a curated record. Gene Ontology annotation, cellular component: protein-containing complex; plasma membrane. The transcript has 20 exons. Bases 565 to 2997 code for a protein of 810 amino acids. Gene Ontology annotation, biological process: establishment or maintenance of epithelial cell apical/basal polarity; heterophilic cell-cell adhesion.